AUGUCACCUGAACAUACAACAGAACCGAAGACGAGCAUCGCCAACGAGGAGAGCCAUCGCACAGAUAGCGACGACCAUACCUCUCCGCAAGAGACGACUCCUAUAUCCGGCAACACGAUGGGCAGCAACGACAAGGAGAAAAUGGCCGCAACGGAUACGCCCUCUGCUGACGCAACGGCGAAUGGCGACAAACGCGACAUCACUGGCACGCGCUGGAUCCUAAUAUGCGCCGCCCUCUAUCUGUCAUCUCUAAUGUAUGGCCUCGACACCACCAUCGCCGCCGACAUUCAAGGGGCCGUCAUUGAGACGUUUGGAAGUGUGCCCCAGCUGUCCUGGAUCGGUGCCGGAUUUCCCCUUGGCUCCGUGGCCGUCAUCCUGCCUUACGGUUUCCUGUAUACCGCAUUUAACAUGAAGUGGUUAUACAUCGCAGGCAUUGUGUUGUUUCAGGCCGGCUCUGCUCUCUGUGGUGCAGCACCCACUAUGAAUGCCCUCAUCGUGGGCCGAGUGUUCGCUGGCGCUGGCGGAACAGGGAUCUACCUCGGUGGCCUGAACCACUUCUCUGCCUUGACCACCAGACAAGAGCGAGGCACCUACCUUACCGGCAUUGGCUUCAUCUGGGGCGUUGGCUGCAUUCUUGGCCCUGUUGUGGGUGGAGGCUUCUCGGUCUCGUCGGCGACGUGGCGUUGGGGCUUCUAUAUCAACCUCGUUAUCGGUGCUCUCAGUGCCCCUAUCUACUUAUUCUGCCUGCCCGCUAUUCACCCAGCAUCCGACAAGUCGUUACGUGAACGAAUUGUCAGUCUGGAUUACGUUGGUUUCGUGCUAUCCGCCUCAAUGUGGGUUUUCUUUACAGUGGGCUUCAUCUUCACUGGAGCGGUCUGGGCGUGGAACGAUGCCGGCACUAUCGUCAUGAUCGUGCUUUUUGGUGUCUGCUUAAUUCUUUACACGAUACAACAGUAUUUCUGCCUCUUCACGAGCCGAACGACGCGCUCCUUCCCGGGCCAACUGCUACUCUCGCGCACCCAAAUCCUCAUGUACAUCACGACGACAUGCGCCAAUGCCAGCAUGUUUUUCACCAUGUUCUACAUACCCAUCUACUUCCAGUUCGUACAGAACGACAGCUCACUUGUAGCUGCGGUUCGACUGCUGCCUUUCGUUAUAGUGCUCAUCACUUGCAACCUCGCUUCAGGCUGGGCGCUGCCAAAGGUCAAAUAUUAUUUUGCGAUGUGCCUCGUCUCGGGCCUCAUCAUGACCCUGGCUUCGGCGCUCUUCUUUGCCUAUCUAUCGACCUCGGCGCCGACUAGUCAAAUCUAUGGCUUCAGCAUCUUGAUGGGCUUUGGUGCUGGCACGACCAUGCAACUGGGAUACGCCGUAGCGAGCUUGAAGGCCCCGCAACCGUCAGAUGUCUUUCAUGCAAUCAACCUACAGAACAUCGCGCAAAUUGGGGCCACCGUCAUCUCCCUCGUCAUCUCGGGUCAGGUCUUCCAGUCGACAGCUGUUCGAAAUCUCAAUGGCGUCUUAGCAGGCUUGGAUUUUAGCGAGGCAGAGAUCAAGAGUCUUGUCGCCGGGAACCAGAGCACGGUGUUCCAAUCCCUUGAUCUCGGUCUGCGUGAGGCAGUCAUCAACGCCAUCAUCACGGCCAUGCAAAGGGCCUUCAUUAUACCCCUUGUCGCUGGUAUUGUCAGCACUUUUUCUGCCCUCUUCAUGCACAGAGAGAGGAUUUUUUGA
This is a messenger RNA of Neoarthrinium moseri, 1725 nucleotides long. RefSeq lists its product as uncharacterized. NCBI's taxonomy places the organism in Eukaryota, Fungi, Ascomycota, Sordariomycetes, Amphisphaeriales, Apiosporaceae. The record is from RefSeq and is a predicted model, not a curated record. The transcript is spliced from 4 exons. Gene Ontology annotation, molecular function: transmembrane transporter activity. The coding region runs from base 1 to 1725 and encodes 574 amino acids. Gene Ontology annotation, biological process: transmembrane transport.